Molecule: messenger RNA, 2493 nt
Organism: Ostrinia furnacalis (Asian corn borer)
Lineage: Eukaryota; Metazoa; Arthropoda; Insecta; Lepidoptera; Crambidae
Product: putative cytochrome b5 B11H24.095
Exons: 6
Coding region: 1815-2273 (152 amino acids)
Cellular component (GO): intracellular membrane-bounded organelle; membrane
Molecular function (GO): heme binding
Source: RefSeq, a predicted model, not a curated record
UGAAUACGUUGAACAUCUGUCUUAACUUGUCUGUCUAAAGCUGAUUUAUUGUUUAGACCUUAUAUUGUAGUGGAUAUUGAUUCUGUCGCGGAGUUUCGCUUACCUAAAAAGAAGUAAAACCGUAUUAAUUUUAUUUUGUAAAAAAUUACAUCUAAAUUAUUUAAGUUAUAGUUUUAAAAUUAACUAUUGUGGUUAUUCUACAGACAAAAUAGUUUCAUCAAAAUGUAGAGCAUGGAUGAAUUUAGUUAGAACCAUAUCGAUGUAACUGCAAUUUAAAUGCAACUUUUAGGAGCUGCCGUUUACGUGCCAGAACUCCAAAUGAGCGUGUAAUUCUAAAAAAAAUAAUAGUUGAGGCUUUAGUUAGAGCCUAAACUAUUGGCAAAGACAACAACUACUGUAGGUAGGUUAGUAUUUUAAAACCUUGACCUAAAACUUUUUUUAGUAUCAAUACUUAAGUGUUUCCGAGAACUUUGCAAAAUUUUAUCAAGAAUUGCGAAGGAAGGGUGUCGUAGCAUGGAGCAGCGAUCGAAGCAUAUCUUUUAUUCACAAUGCACAUUUGUAUUAUAUACUGCUUGUAUUUGCAACUUGCAAAUAUUCACAUAUGAACGAUUUAUUGAAUUUUGCGAGGAAACUAACAUGGUUACACAUUACAAUACAAUACUACCGUGAUUACAAGUAUUUUAUUAAUUUAUGGUUAUUGGAUUUUAUCCGACAUUCAUGUUUACAGAUUGAUGAACUGCGAUGAGGUGAAGUUGUAACAUUUUGUGGUGAUUUUAUACCAUUGAGAUACUAUUAUUUAAUUUCUUGAUUAUGUGUUAUUAAUACAAGUAUAUUAUUUUAACAAACUCGAUAAAGAUUAUGAUAUUAUCAAGUUUAUAAGAUAUCUCAGCAAAGUAAUUCGCGAAUCGUGUAAUCGCCGACCAAACCAGCCACCGUUAUAUUCGGGACGCCCACGCGGGAUAAGCGCGGGAACGAACCCGCGGCCCGUGUUAAUAUGCUCAGUAGAGUGUGCGGGCCAACUAGCAAACAUUAUCAUUGUAAUUGGAGCCAGUAAAUUGAUAUUGUUACCAUUUCAAAUCGCCAGUUGCAGGAAGUUAAACAGUACACUUACUUCAAUUAAACAGAUUUAAGUAUGUUUUUCGUCAUAUUGUUAAUUUUAUAUGGAAUAUUCUAUGUAUAUUGGAAGCUAUUGAUGCAUAUUGUCAUGACGUCAAAUUUUAACAGUUGGUUUUGAAGUUAAUUAUUUCGUCGUAAAAUAAUUGCUAUAUUGUGUAAUGCCUAUGUGCCAGCCUUUGUCCCAUUGCCAUUGCCGUGUUUUUGUUUUGUCCCUUGGAUGUCUUUGCGGGGUAAAUAACGAAUUCUAUUGUAUUUCUAGUGGCCUCAAGUCAGGGCUGAGUUUAAUUGUAUUUUCGAGACUAAUUAUGUUAGGUUAAUUAGUUUCAAACCGAUACUUAUGUAUUUAGGUUGUCGUGGCAUCUGUGCAAACUGUGUUGUAAGUUGAAACAUACGAGACAGUGACAACAUAUAAAUAGUAUAUUGUCGUCCUUGAUAUAGUGUGAACGUUUGUGAGUUAAAAAAAUAAGAUAAAAUACGAAUUCAGGAAUUGUGAAUAAACAAUUUUAUACCGUGAAACCAAACGUGAAAGAUUUGUUUAGGACGUGGAUAGUAAGUAGUGCACAUUAAUACGAAACGACACGGAACUAUAAAUAUUUUUUGAUUGUGAAUAAAGUUCAUACAUAAAUAAAUAAAGUGAUAAAAAUAAGUAACCAAUCACAAGUUGAAAAAAAUACGAAUCGUGAAACUGUGUAAAAGAAAUGUUGGCAAAAUAUUGCUUAUUUCUUCUCAUCGCUAUAAAUAAAGGCAAUGCAGACCUGUUCGGCGAGUGGGCGGAAGGCUGCGGGUACUUGCUGAACACGGCGCUGCACCCGGUCGCGUUCGCCGGCAAGGUCAUCAGGGACGUCACCGACUUUGCCACCCUGCCCGACAAGUCCUUGGGGCCUCAGAAGGUGUUCACGCUGGAAGAGGUGGCCGCUCUGGACGGGCAGGACGGCCGCCAUCUUUGCCUCAUCAUCUGCGGCAGCGUCUAUGACGUCACGGACUUCGCCGACUUUCACCCGGGCGGGCCGGCGCCGCUGAAGCGGUACGCGGGGCGGGACGCCACGGCCGCGUUCCGCGCCGCCGGCAUGCCGCGCCAGGUCUUCGACGUCUUCCUCAACAGGUUCCGAGUGGGGACCGUUGUUGGCGCUGAAUUUUCCGCUUCAGGAUGUAUUUAAGUACCAACUCCUUAAAUAAUAUUAUAAACUAUAUUUUAUAUGGAUUACCUAAGUACUUUUUAUAAUAAAAAUAAUAAUGUAUAACUAAUACUUAAUUUCUCUAAUUUAUAUAAACUCUACCUCUCUUCUAAGUAACUUCCCUAUUGUACACGAAUUUAUUUGAAAACUUUCAUUUAAGUGAAAAAUAUUUACUUUUUUUUAUUUCACUACUAGCUGACCC